UGUUCGCCCCCACGGCGCAAAUCGCCUGUCUCUCCUUAACUCUUACCCCGACAUCCGCGUGGUUCCAUCGGUCUAUGCCAGCGACGCCGUCCGCGGCCUCGCCUCCCGCCCAUCCCUCGUUGCCGCGCUAUCGGCCAUGUACUCGAGGCACGGCGCUGUCCGAUGCGCCCAUCGGCUGCUCGACCAAAUGCCCGACCGAGACCCCGUCUCCUGGAACAUGGCUAUAUCCGCCUGGUUCCGCGCCGGCAACUGCCGCGCGGCUCAGCAGCUCUUCGACCGUAUGCCGUGGCCUAACGACGUCACCUGGUCCGCCAUGAUCGCCGGGUACUCCCAGAGCGGCCGCGCUCGCGAUUCCUUGCUUAUGUUCAGGAAAAUGAGGAGAGAGGCGGCGUGCACUUUGACUAGUUGUAAUGUUGUUGCCGGCGUUCUCUCUGCCUGCGCGCAGUCCGGUGAACUUAGCUUCGGAGCUCAGGUCCAUGGUUUUGCGGUCAAGAUCAGCAGGUACACUGAAGCCGAUGCCUUCGUCGGUGGAGCUUUGGUCGACAUGUAUGGCAGGUGCGGCUGCAUUGGACUUGCUAGGCUUGCAUUUGACUACAUGGCUGAGAGAACCGUGGUGGCUUGGUCUUCGCUUAUCGCAAACUAUGUGCGUAAAGGUGAUGUUUUGGUGGCUAUAGACGUCUUGAGGGAAAUGAUUCAGGGUGGCACGGAGCCGAACAAUGUAACGUUAACCACCUUGAUCUCUGCAUGCUCCCACAUACCUUUUCUCUCCUACGGACGGGGAUUGCAUGCUGCUGUAGUCAGAAGGAGCUCAAGGAAACCAGACGUGUUUGUGUCAACUGCAUUGAUCGGCAUGUAUUCCAAGUGGGGAUCCCUGUCCUGUGCUCAGAAUGUGUUUCAUAUGGUUGGAAGUCAUUUGGGUUUUUGGCCGACGGCAAUAUGGAACGCGUUGAUCACAGGAUAUGUGGCAAAUGGUAGUCUGGAUGGUGCCUUGAAUACAUUCCAGUACAUGUGCCGGUCAUCUAAUGCAGGAUCACAGUUGAACUCUGUGACCAUGGCUAUUGUUCUUCCUAUCUGCAGUAGAUUGGUGUUGAUACUUCAUGGGGAAGAACUCCAUUGUUAUGCCAUAAAACAUGGAUUGGAAAAAGAGAUUGUUGUAGGAAAUGGGCUUUUGCACUUUUAUAGCAAGUGCGGAAACAUUGCUCUCGCAAGGAAACAGUUUGACAUGAUGACAGAGAAGAACACGAUCUCCUGGACUACGCUGAUCGAUGGCUAUGGAAUGCAAGGUGAUGGACGCAGUGCAAUCAAAGUUUUUGAAAAUAUGGUGAGAGAUGCAACUGUGAAGCCAGACAAUAUCACUUUUGUAGCACUUGUCUCUGCAUGUAGUCAUUCUGGUCUGGUGGAGGAAGGCCUUAGAUACUUUGAAGUGAUGACUCGAGAGUAUGGCAUCAUCCCUACAGAAGAAAAUUAUGGAUGCCUGGUAGAUCUUCUAGCUCGAUCUGGAAACAUAGAUGAAGCUAAAAAAUUUAUCAAGAAACUUCCGGUAGAGCCUACCGAAAAUAUUUGGGGUGCCCUACUUGGUGCUUGCAGAAUUCACCAGAAUCUUGAUGUGGCAGAACUUGCAAUGCAGCAUCUACGCCAUCUUGAGCAACGGGGAAGUGGUUUUCAAGCACUGUUAUCUAACCUAUAUGCUGAGAUGGAUAGAAGAGAUGGUUCUGUCAAGAUGCAGCAGGAGAUGGUUGAAAUUGGCGUGCCAAAGAGGAAAGGUUAUAGUUGGUUGGAGAGUAAGAAGGACUCAGCCGCAAUAUGUUGAAUCAAUCCAGUAUCAAUGGCAUGGGGAAGGGAGAAUAUUUUUGCAGUAUGAGAUACCAAAUGAUCCUAUUGGCACUGGGACAUAAAAACAUAAUCUUGAAAAUGUUUGGUUCGGAACAUGUUCCUCUGUGUUACUUCUUGCGCUAUAGGUCGGUUGAAGAAACACAAUGCAACUGGGGAGCUGCAAUCAAGGCUAUCAGUGAAAGAGGAAAGGAAAAACUGACAGGCAAAUGGGGCUGUUUAUUUUGAAGAAUUGACGAAGGCAUUUAAUUUAGAAACUGGAACACCCGAUUUCAUCUCACCGGAUCCAGUGUUGAUCCAUGCACUUCCUAUUAUAUCCAUGGAGAUUUACUUUUCUGUUGGGUUUCAAGGGUGCAUGUGAAAUCCGUAUCAUAUCCUAUUCAUAAUUUGCUGUGUUCUAUGACUGAUUCGUUUAACAUGUGUCCGAUCUCUAUCAAUGGAUUCAAAUCUUAAGUAAAUAGUAUAUAUCUCAAGCAUGGUGGAUAAAAGUAUGAAAUCAACGUCCAUCUUAAAAUAGGGAACUAGAGACCAAACAUUAUCCAAGCUUCUUUUCAUUUUGAUAACAUGCAUGUUUCUCUAAUCCAGUGCAGGAACAUUCAUGCAUUUGAGAUGAUGGAGCUGAUGUCGAUCCCGACGUGAGCCACGGGCAGAGUUCAUGCAUUCCAAUGGGUCCUGUGCCAUCAGUGGUUGAAUUAGGAGCAGAGUGUGGCUGAGAUGCUGUGGCAGCAGCCUGAUGAAUUGUGAUAGAUACCGUGAGGAAACAUCGACAGGAGUAAGGAAAGGCCAUGACUUUGUGGCAACAAGAAAUAAGCAUUCAUGGUGAAGAAGUCAGUGGCAGGAUCCACCAGCUCAGGCGUCUUGACAUCCCAGCAAACUGUAAUCAUCAACAGUAUACCGAGUGAGUUGCAGGCCAUAAUCCCACAAUUCAUCCCCUUAGGGUUCUAUUUCUGGCUGACUGGAAAAGCAGAUAGAUGGAAGGACAGAGACUAUCAAGACAGAGACAUUGCUAAGAACUUCUAUUACAGAAUCCUCUGAUUGAUCAAAAGAGAAGCUACACACAAACACUGUUCUAUCGAACAGUUGCUUAUAACUGGGGCAAUUCAGACAAGAAGACAUGGCUGAAUUAGUUGUGCAAUCAUCAACUGGCCAAGGCUGUCCGAUAAAUAUGCAUUGGAUUUACACCGCUUUCUUUAGAUCUAGCUGUGCUGAUCUAUAAGCCUAUUAAAAGGGAUGGACAACAACAAUGAGACUUCGGUACUGUGUCUGAGAGGAUUUAUUGUAGUCUUUGGCAAAAGACCAAAGGUUAUACAUUACAGUUGCUUUCCUUGUGCCUCUGAUCUUCCAUUCUAUGGAAUGAGAUCUAAUAUAAACUUGACGUUGCAUUUA
Molecule: messenger RNA, 3216 nt
Organism: Musa acuminata AAA Group (dessert banana)
Lineage: Eukaryota; Viridiplantae; Streptophyta; Magnoliopsida; Zingiberales; Musaceae
Product: pentatricopeptide repeat-containing protein At2g22070-like
Exons: 3
Coding region: 137-1810 (557 amino acids)
Biological process (GO): RNA modification
Cellular component (GO): intracellular membrane-bounded organelle
Molecular function (GO): RNA binding; protein binding
Source: RefSeq, a predicted model, not a curated record